This is a messenger RNA of Homo sapiens (human), 1229 nucleotides long. It is a transcript of the gene KCNQ2, whose product is annotated as potassium voltage-gated channel subfamily Q member 2. Gene Ontology annotation, cellular component: voltage-gated potassium channel complex; membrane; synapse. Gene Ontology annotation, molecular function: voltage-gated potassium channel activity; potassium channel activity; monoatomic ion channel activity. NCBI's taxonomy places the organism in Eukaryota, Metazoa, Chordata, Mammalia, Primates, Hominidae. Gene Ontology annotation, biological process: monoatomic ion transport; potassium ion transport; transmembrane transport. The record is from RefSeq and is marked reviewed.
GUUCCUCCUGGUUUUCUCCUGCCUCGUGCUGUCUGUGUUUUCCACCAUCAAGGAGUAUGAGAAGAGCUCGGAGGGGGCCCUCUACAUCCUGGAAAUCGUGACUAUCGUGGUGUUUGGCGUGGAGUACUUCGUGCGGAUCUGGGCCGCAGGCUGCUGCUGCCGGUACCGUGGCUGGAGGGGGCGGCUCAAGUUUGCCCGGAAACCGUUCUGUGUGAUUGACAUCAUGGUGCUCAUCGCCUCCAUUGCGGUGCUGGCCGCCGGCUCCCAGGGCAACGUCUUUGCCACAUCUGCGCUCCGGAGCCUGCGCUUCCUGCAGAUUCUGCGGAUGAUCCGCAUGGACCGGCGGGGAGGCACCUGGAAGCUGCUGGGCUCUGUGGUCUAUGCCCACAGCAAGGAGCUGGUCACUGCCUGGUACAUCGGCUUCCUUUGUCUCAUCCUGGCCUCGUUCCUGGUGUACUUGGCAGAGAAGGGGGAGAACGACCACUUUGACACCUACGCGGAUGCACUCUGGUGGGGCCUGAUCACGCUGACCACCAUUGGCUACGGGGACAAGUACCCCCAGACCUGGAACGGCAGGCUCCUUGCGGCAACCUUCACCCUCAUCGGUGUCUCCUUCUUCGCGCUGCCUGCAGGCAUCUUGGGGUCUGGGUUUGCCCUGAAGGUUCAGGAGCAGCACAGGCAGAAGCACUUUGAGAAGAGGCGGAACCCGGCAGCAGGCCUGAUCCAGUCGGCCUGGAGAUUCUACGCCACCAACCUCUCGCGCACAGACCUGCACUCCACGUGGCAGUACUACGAGCGAACGGUCACCGUGCCCAUGUACAGUUCGCAAACUCAAACCUACGGGGCCUCCAGACUUAUCCCCCCGCUGAACCAGCUGGAGCUGCUGAGGAACCUCAAGAGUAAAUCUGGACUCGCUUUCAGGAAGGACCCCCCGCCGGAGCCGUCUCCAAGUAAAGGCAGCCCGUGCAGAGGGCCCCUGUGUGGAUGCUGCCCCGGACGCUCUAGCCAGAAGGUCAGUUUGAAAGAUCGUGUCUUCUCCAGCCCCCGAGGCGUGGCUGCCAAGGGGAAGGGGUCCCCGCAGGCCCAGACUGUGAGGCGGUCACCCAGCGCCGACCAGAGCCUCGAGGACAGCCCCAGCAAGGUGCCCAAGAGCUGGAGCUUCGGGGACCGCAGCCGGGCACGCCAGGCUUUCCGCAUCAAGGGUGCCGCGUCACGGCAGAACUCAGAAG